CAACAUGGCGGCGCAGUGCUUGUCAAAAUACUCAAUGUUGUGGAUGAAUUAAUUGAGUUUAGUUAAAUUACGAGAAUUAACAGUUUCCUAAAUAGGCAUCAUGCCUUCAGAAAAGAAACAUCGGUCUAAAGAAGAUACCUGGGGUGCUGAAGAACUUUCCAAGUCAAUAAAGGAAGUAAACUCAGACAGAAGGAAACACAGGGACAGAGAUAAGGAAAAAGAACGUAGAAGUAGACACAGGGAUGACGACAGAAAUGAUUCUGCUGAAAAGCGACACCGAGAUAGAAGAAAAGAUAAAGGAAGAGAUGAUGAUAAAAAUGAUGAUGAUAGAAAACAUAGAGAUAGAAGACACAGAGAGGAUGGAGAACCUAGAGACAGAGGUAAGGAAAAAGAACAUAGAAAGGAUAAAGAGAGAAGAGAACAUCACCGUGAUGAUGAUGACAGGCAUAAAGAUCGAGAUAAGCAUAGAGACAAGGACAGAGAAAAAGACAGGGACAGAGACAGAGAAAGAAAACAUGCCGAGGACGAUGAUAGACGGAGAAGAGAUGAAAGGAGGCGGCGGAGGAUUGAAGAAGAGGAACAAGAACAAGCAGAAAGACGGAGAAGAAAACAAAGGGAAGAAGGAGAGGAUGAAGACAGGAGGAGUAAGGAUGAAAGAAGGAGAAGAAAGAUAGAAGAAGAAGAGCAAGCACAAGCUGAGAGACGAAGAAGAAAACGUAGAGAAGAAAAAGAAGAUGAAGGUGAAAGGAAACCGGAUAGAGAGAGAAGACACAGAGACAAGAAUGAUGAUGACAGCAGGGAUAGAAGUCAUCGAGAUCGAGACAGAGAGAGAAGACACAGAACAGAUGAAGAUGAUGAAGAAAGAAGAAAACGACAUGAAGAGAAGAAAAGAAGGAAGCAAGAGGAGGAAGAGCGACAAAGAAAGUCAGAUGAAAGAAAUGGUGAUGAGAGGAAUAGAUCAAAAAGAGACAAAAACAAGGGUGCAAUUCAACGACAUCAGGGCAAAGGUCAAAGUUUUAAAGUGAAACGACAGGCUGAAAACGCACCAACUGUAGAUUAUGAAGAACAACCUAGGAAAGAAGAGGAAGGGAAGCAGGUUGUCAUGGGCAAGGAGGAUGAUUACAAUUAUGAUGAUGAUGAUUUUGAGGACUAUGAUGAUGAUUUUGAAGAUGACGAUGGAGAUGAUGGUGCACCAACUCGUAUAUUAUCUGCCCAAGAACGAGAGAUGGAGGAGUUACGGAGAGCUUUGGCUGAAGAGAACACAUCCUCUAAGCGCAGACAGUAUGACAGAGAUGAUUAUGCUAGCCAAUCACCGUCCAGUGAUACAUAUCGUCCAAGAACUGGUAGAGGUGGCCGGUCAUUCGUCAACUUUGUUGCCGCAACACAGCGAGUGAUCAGUGACAAGGUGUCGUCUAAGACUAAAAAACGAGGCAAGGAGUUGAUGAGACUGAUAGAUUUGGACAUUGCUUCAUUUGAUAUGUUUGAUCUACCACCAUUAAAAGAAUAUGAAUUGUAUAUCAAGAAUUUUGGCAGGUCAGACACAAGACAGGCAUAUGUGCAAUGUAAUGAAGACAAUAUUGACAGAGACAUACAGACGGAGGAUAUAGAAUACAGACAGAAAUGGACUCAGUAUCCAGCGGAUGAUAUGAUAGGAUGUGGAGGUGGUGAUGGUGAUACCAUAGAUGAUGAAGAGGAAGCUAUUUACACUGCAAAAAAGAAAGAUAUAGACUCCGUUAGAUUGGUCAACUUUUUACAAAACUCAGGGCAGGUGGUAUCUGUUCUCUUAGAAGAAAACUUAGCAGACAAAACUAGUGGUACAUUAACGAACAAUCAAAGGCAGAUUGUGUUUAGUGAGGGCUAUAUUGAACUUAAUUCAAAACUACCUUUCCUAAAACAUCGUCAUGUUGUGUAUCUACAUUUCCAUCCAGUACAAACGCAUUUAAUUCUCACUGCCUAUAGUAUGCCUCAAAAAGCAUCAUCUAAGAAUAAAUUAUACAGUAAAGGUUUAAUCUGUCUAUGGAAUGUUAAUGAACCAACGCGACCUCAGAAGGUCUUAUCAUGUGAAUCUGCUCCACUGUGUUGUUGUUUUAGUCCGUCCAAAGCCACGUUAGCGUUUGCAGGCACAGUCGAUGGAACGGCUGUUGUAUGGGAUUUACGAGAGCCAUCAUCGAUGCAUCAUACGCACAAUAUAGAAAGUGAAGAGUGGUUGAUACGAAUGCCAACAUAUAGCACUGAUGGUAUACAAUGUGAAGACAACCAUCAUAGCCCUGUAGUGACAGUCCUACCAAUCGUGUCACCCACGGAUAGUUUUAAGGCAUUGUUACCUAAAGGUGCUGGAGCUGGCAAUGUCAGUGAUGAGACAGCGGGUUUAUCAUUCCAAUUAGCAACAGUAGAACAACAAGCAAUAAUUAAUUUCUGGACAGUAGUUGAAAUAUCCAAACCAGACAAAGCAGGUUCUGAGUCCGAUUUAGGUCUCAUUCCCGGCGGCAAAGUUAAACUUAUAAAAAGUUCCAAUGUGAAAUUAAUAUCUCCAGUCCGAGAUGUGAAGGUUAACACAGCGAUACAAGCAUUUCAAAUGCAGCUACUACCCAAAGAUCCUAAUCAUCUAUAUGUAGGAACUGAUCUGGGCUAUGUAUUACAUGCAGUGAGGUAUGGUGGUAAAGCUCCUCCGAAUGCAUUCAAAUCUGAAAUAGAUGUUCCUGUUGAUGUUGUAGCAGUCGAUUUCUCACCAUUUGGCCUGCCAUGUUUCUUAGCUGGUUGUGUGGAUGGUUCUCUCAGAUUACACAGCACCACAGCAGAACAGCCACUAGUUACAUGGCCAAACUCCACCUCUGGGAUGGCUGUAGUCAAUGUGAAAUGGUCACAGAGUAGACCAGCUGUGUUUUUUGUCAUAGAUGAGACAGCAAAGGUGUAUGUAUGGGAUUUAUUACAUAGUGAUGGUAUACCGAUCAAAAUUGAACAGUUCAAUGGUGGAAGAUUAACAGCAUGUAGUCUAUCUAAUGACCAUGCAGCUACAGGGUUUGGAUUACAGGGCAGAAGACCUGAAAUAGCUAUUGGUGUUGGUAAUGGUGAUGUUGAGAUCCACAGACUCAAUCAACAGUUCUACCAAGCGUCACCGGAUGAACUUGAUAAAGUCACUAAUUUCCUUGAGAGAAUCAUGUGA
This is a messenger RNA of Saccoglossus kowalevskii, 3163 nucleotides long. Its product is annotated as cytoplasmic dynein 2 intermediate chain 1-like. Lineage: Eukaryota; Metazoa; Hemichordata; Enteropneusta; Harrimaniidae. The record is from RefSeq and is a predicted model, not a curated record. Gene Ontology annotation, molecular function: dynein light chain binding; dynein heavy chain binding. Gene Ontology annotation, cellular component: cytoplasmic dynein complex. Gene Ontology annotation, biological process: intraciliary transport.